UGGAGGUGAAGCUGCUGGAAGAGUUUGGAAACAAACUGGCGAUCAGAUCAGAUGAGUGUCAGUCCUCUGGCAGACAGACUGAUUGUUGACGGCUCAGUGAUGAUGAUGAUGAUGAUGAAGAGUGCGAUGAUCUUCAUCCUGACGGCGUCAGAGAGCAGCGCGAGGAUCCACCAGCUCAAACUCAAGAAUGAGACGCGGUUUCUGGUCCAUUUGAACUCGUUUGGUUAUUUUGCAGAUGGCACUCUGGAGCUCCAUCUCGUGUCUCUGAAGCUGCCGCAGGAGAAGAGUGGCUCCGGGAAGUUCCGUCUCACGAUGAGCGCAAGCUUGCAGGGCCUCUACAACCUGGACUUCCACAACUGCCUCAAGGCCAAGACGCUGAGUCCGUAUUCUCUCCACUUACUUACGCUUUAG
Molecule: messenger RNA, 411 nt
Organism: Sinocyclocheilus anshuiensis
Lineage: Eukaryota; Metazoa; Chordata; Actinopteri; Cypriniformes; Cyprinidae
Product: protein GPR108-like
Exons: 4
Coding region: 52-411 (119 amino acids)
Source: RefSeq, a predicted model, not a curated record